Ipomoea triloba (trilobed morning glory) is the source of this 636-nucleotide messenger RNA. RefSeq names its product sporamin A-like. NCBI's taxonomy places the organism in Eukaryota, Viridiplantae, Streptophyta, Magnoliopsida, Solanales, Convolvulaceae. The transcript has a single exon. The record is from RefSeq and is a predicted model, not a curated record. Gene Ontology annotation, molecular function: endopeptidase inhibitor activity. Bases 1 to 636 code for a protein of 211 amino acids.
AUGAAGAUCCAUCUAACACUUUUCUUCUCCCUCUCCUUGUCCAUCCUCGCCGCCGCCACGUUCAACCCCAUCCGCCUCCCCACCGGCGGCGUUCCGGUGGUGGACAUCGACGGGAACGACCUCUUUGCCGGUUCAGAGUACUACAUGAGCGCAGACGUAUCGGGACAAGCGCGUGGACAAGGAGUGGGCCUUGAGAAGCUGAACUCAACAGCUCCAUGCCUGAACGACGUCGUCCAAGUCCGGAUGUUCGACCUCGGCGACCCCGUCGUGUUCACGCCGGCGGAAAAGGACAACUUCGUCAUUCCGUCCACGUUCCAGACCAUCAGCUUCACCGCCGCCGCCUUAGACUUCUACAAUGCCACCGAAGAGUGCGCCGACAAGGUGACGUGGAAUGUGGAGCACGAUGACCAGUUUGGGCUGCAACUGGUGAAGGCCGGCGAGGCUGUGGAAAACGUUAGCAAUUCGUUCAAGAUUGAGCUGGUGGAAAUGAGACUUAAAGCUUAUAAAUUAACGUACUGUCCCAGGUACGAGGAUAACUGCUAUAAUGUCGGGAGGUAUUACGACAGGGCAACCAGGACUAUGCGUUUGGCUUUGACUAAUACCACCGCUACUUUAAUUGUGUUUAAGAAAAAAUAA